ACAACAAGAUGGCGGUGGUUUGAUUGUGUUGUUGCAUAAUUACUAGCGAGGCGAUUAAAUUAGUCAAGUAAUUCUGAAUUGUGUCAGGUUUAGUGUUUUAUCAGAUACUUUAUUUGGUAGACAUUUUAGUCCUGAGAGUUUGUUUAGCUAUGCACAGACCGAAUUUCCGACCCCCUGGUCCUCCGGGCGGAAUGGGCCUAAGGCCGGGGGGUUUCCGUAGUCCGAAUGCUGGAUUUGAUAACGUGGGAACGGGCAUGUUUCCUCCGCCUCCGUGGGCAUAUGCUAACGCUCCCCCGUCUUUCGGGCCGAGACGCGGACAGUAUUGUGGUUCUCCCAAUACUCCGCCGAGAGAUUUUUAUGGUAAUGCAAACAACGGGCACAGCAGUGGUGGCGGAAGCGGAGGGAAAGGCAGGUUUUACCACAGUCCAUCUCCGGGGCAUACGCCACGGAGACCGAAUUCGAGUCCUAGACAUACUCCGCCCUACAAAAAAUCCCCAUAUCAUUCACAGAGUCCUGGACAACAGAUGGGCUAUCAGGGUUCGCCACGGACAUCCACCCCGUUUGGGUCGACGCAUGGCAGGGAGAGGGUGGCAAAUGAUGUGGAAAAGUAUUACAGCCCGUCAAUGCUGCAGGACCCCUGGGCUAGUCUACAGCCAGUCACUGUCACAGACACUAACCCGAAGUGCAGCACAGAGCGAGUGACACACACGGGUAGGAAAGGGAGAUAUUUCAACUAGUUAUAUACACACACGCGUGUAUAUAUAAAAACGCACGCCUCCGGUUGUGGCGACGCACAGAGCCACGUGACCUACCCUCUCAGGAGUCAGACAUCGCAAACUUCUCGCAUACUGGGCAUUUGAGUAUUUGCCAAAGGGAGCACGGUGUUGGGAAUACGUUGGUUGCUUCCGUGUCGAUGCAACAGACUAUAAGCAGUCUAGAAUCACCAGCAAUCUGUCUGACUGCUACCUGCUAGUCAAGCAGCUCCUAUUCAGUGUACCCUGUUUUCACACAGACAGGUGAAUCUGCAUUUUUCCAUUUUUGUGCUUUUUAAUUUACCUCCAAUGCAGGACAAGUCAUUGGGGGGGGAAAGUGUCUGGAACAACGAAGAAUUGAUUUUUUUCCCCUAUACACAAGAAACUGGUUGAACCCCAGUUGCAUAAUAUUUUAUAGUACAGUUUUUUCAACUGUAAUAAUGCCAGCAAAUCAACAUAUGGGCAUAUAAUUACACUCUUGUUCAUGCUGUAAUUAUAUUCCUCCUCAACCUCAGAUCUGAGGCCUUUGAACAGGUCAUUUUAUUUUCUUAUAUAUUUUUGAUGAAUCCUUUUCCAAACCAAUAGUACCUGAUUGUACAGCCAAGAUUCCUUUCUGUGAACUGUAAACAGCGUAUGUGACCAUACAUAACUCUGUGACUUUGUCAAGGGAGCCUUGUAUACAACUGCAAUAUGCAUCCAUGGACUACAUUUGAUGGGCGCCAGCAAGCCUAGGUUUACCAGUGGUUUUAUGUUUUAGAAGAACUGCAGUACAGUAUAACCCAUUGAACUAUCUGUUUAAAUUACGGCCACCUCAGGUUUUUUCUAUAUGUACAUAUUUUAUCAAAAAAAAAUUGCAAAACUUAGAUACCAUUACCUAGCUGAUUAUUUUUUAUUUCCAACAGAAUAACUUACUUCCAGAAAACCACAUUGUUGUUAAAGUGAAUAAUACAUAAUUUUGUAUUAACCUGUAUUUUGUGUUUUAUAUCUGUGGUAGCAAGUCCUGUUGUUGUGGACAUUUAGGGGCUUUUAAUGAGUGAAUGGAUGACUAUUUAGGUCAACUUUGAGGGCUGAACUCACGUUGAAGACUUAAAGCUUGUCAUUAUUCAAGGUUUUUAUGAAUGAUUUGUUUUCUUUAUGCGUGGUGUACUUGUACAUUGCCCUUAAUUGUUGUGUGCUCCCUGAAAGUGUGGUACCCCACUAAAACAUGUUCUUUUUUUAUUUUUAUUUGAGAGGCUUGCAUGCUUAAGGCAAAAUGUGUCUCCUGUUCUGCAGUCCCUUGGCAGCACACUAAGCCCUGCUUGUUUUUAUUUGCCUCAAGCUUUGAUCUGUAGCGCAACAAGUCAUACAAAACUAGUGUGCUAAUGCUUGGAAACAACAAAUUGCAUCUGACCAAUCUCUUCCCUCUUAGUGGAGCAUGCAGUAUAUAUAUAUUAUUUUGUGUGUGUGUGUGUGUGUUAUGCCCUAAAUGCAUGUUGAGUGGAAUCAUUUUAUUAGUUUGGUCAGUGAAGAAACCAGUCUCAUUUGUUAAUUCUUGACUGAGCUUCUGACUGGCUGGCUUUGUUUCCAUGAAGAUUGUGCUGAAGUUGACUGAAUAGUUGACGAGGGUGAAGGAAGGGCUAAAUUAACUAUUGGAACGAAGUGUACAAGGACAAAAGUAUUAAAGUGAUUGAACAACACAAAAUGGUAAAUUAUUGUAAAUAGGGAUCAAAUCAUUUGAAAG
This is a messenger RNA of Megalops cyprinoides (Indo-Pacific tarpon), 2472 nucleotides long. Its product is annotated as M-phase specific PLK1 interacting protein. NCBI's taxonomy places the organism in Eukaryota, Metazoa, Chordata, Actinopteri, Elopiformes, Megalopidae. The coding region runs from base 150 to 737 and encodes 195 amino acids. The record is from RefSeq and is a predicted model, not a curated record. Gene Ontology annotation, cellular component: centrosome; midbody; nucleus. The transcript is spliced from 2 exons.